AUGCUUAAACAGCUGAAACAACUUACCUUGUCUGCUACACGUAGGAAUGCUGGUGUUGUAUUGCGUUCAAGGCUCUAUAGCUCUCCUGCCGCUUGCCAAGCUUUAACGACUCCUAAAACUCCCAAAAGACUAUCAAGAGAUGAUCGGCGAGCUGCGGUUGAGUCUUUCAUCGCCGAAUACAGAGCAGCUAAUGCUGGCAAAUACCCUACACUGCGAGUUAUUCACAAGGAAGUGGGAGGCGGUUAUUAUGUUGUCAGGGAUAUCUUUCAAGAGCUUAAACUCAAUCCCAAAGCAUCUUUGCCAAUCGUAGCUAAAGCACUCUCAGAAGUCUCUGCAUCUGUGCCAAAUGAUGCUUCUUCACAGACUUUAGAUGAUGCAGAUACUGGCUCUCAGUCGCAUAGCUCUGUUUGCAAUGCAGAACAUUCCUCUCCUGUGGUUGAUGACGCUGUGUUUCAAGCUGAGAGUCCUGACACAGUUGAGAUAGGAAGUGAUCAGAAGCAGGCUACAAUAGAGUCUUCUCAACCUUUCUCAGAUGAAAUUAUUCUCCAGGGAAACAAUCUUGACAUCACUCCAACACGUGCAACAGAUUCUACUCAUUUUAGCUCUGAUGAAAGUUAUCUCCAGGAAAACAAUGUUGACAUUACUGCAACACGUGACAGUCUUGUUACAAUCGAGACAGGAAGUGAUCACAAGCAGGCUACGAUAGAGUCUUCUCACCCUGUCUCUGAUGAAAGUAAUCUCCAGGGCAACAAUCUUGACAUUACUCCAACACGUGACAGUCCUGUUACAAUCGAGACAAGAAGUGAUCAGAAGCAGGCUACAAUUGAGUCUUCUCACCCUGUCUCUGAUGAAAGUAAUCUCCAGGGCAACAAUCUUGACAUUACUCCAACACGUGACAGUUCUGUUACAAUCGAGGCAGGAAGUGAUCACAAGCAGGCUACAGUAGAGUCUUCUCACCCUGUCUCUAAUGAAAGUAAUCUCCAGGGCAACAAGCUUGACAUUACUGCAACACAUGAUGAAACAGCAACAGAGACCGCUCCUAAAGAUGGUGUUGGCAGUAAAAGCGUUACCAAUACUCAUCUUCCUGAAAUUCAAACGUCAGUGGUAUCAGAGGAAUGUUUAAAAAACCCAGAGACUGAGGAAGAGGAAAAAUUGACGCUCUUAGGUAGUCAAAAGUCGGAAGCAGACCAUCCUGAAGGAGCUGCUGUUUCAGCAAAUGAUUUGCCUACUGAGAACAGACAAGUUUCAGAGGAAGGUGCUGGUGAGGUGAAAACAAGAGAACAAUCAGGCGCUUGGAGCAAUAUAAUGUCAUUUGCCAAAGGAUUUGUUGACUUUUGGAGAAAAGGAUAG
Messenger RNA from Microthlaspi erraticum, 1350 nucleotides. The record is from the annotation of a GenBank genome assembly. Lineage: Eukaryota; Viridiplantae; Streptophyta; Magnoliopsida; Brassicales; Brassicaceae.